UCUGCAUCAGGUAGUGGCCUUCAAACUUGGGUGUGGUAUCAGGGCGGGGGUAGAGUGGUGGCCGGCAGCCGACCCACCUAUAAAAGCGGCUCGCCACAGGCCAAGACAGCAUCAGUCGCUUUGCAGCACUUUAGCUACAGUCAUCAUGAAGGUCUUUGUCGUUCUCUCCGCCCUGGCUGCCGUGGCCCUCGCCAAGCCCCAACUGGUCUCCCCUCUGGGGUAUAACGGAUUCUACAACCCCCUGGGCUACAGCUACGGUUACGCCGCUCCCGCCCUGCAGGCCUACUCUGCUCCCGCCGUGGCUUACACCGCCGCUGCCGCCCCCGCCGUCGCCACCUACGCCGCCCCCGCCGUGACCGCCUACGCCGCUCCCGUGGCCGUCGCUCCCGUGGCCACCAAGACCCAGUACCACGCUCAGGACGAGCUCGGACAGGCCAGCUACGGAUACGCCCACCCCGGACAGGUGCACAACGCCGUGCGUGACGCUUUCGGCAAUGUCGCCGGCUCUUACAGCUACGUUGACCCCGAGGGCAAGGUCGUGAAGACCGACUACAUCGCCGACGCCGCCGGUUUCCGUGUCGCUUCCAACGCUCUGCCCGUGGCCCCGGCCGUGCCCGCCGCCCCCGCCGUCGCCCUGCCCGUCGGACCCGCUCCCGUCCAGGACACCGCUGAGGUCGUUGCCGCCCGCGCCGCCCAUCUGGCCGAGCACGCUGCCGCCAAGUCCCGUGCCCGUCGUGCCGUCGUCAUCGGCUCUCCCCUGGCCUACAGCGCCUACGGUGCUUAUGCCGCCCCCGCCCUGACCACCUACGCCGCGCCCGCCCUGACCACCUACGCCGCCCACGUCGCUGCUCCCCUGGCCUACAGCGCUCCCCUGACCACCUACGCCGCUGCUGCCCCCGCCGUCCGCGCCGCCACCCUCACCACCGUGGUCAACAACCCCGGACACGCUGUCUCCUACCGCGUCGACUAAGCGAUCCGACCCCCCAAAAUGACUGAUGCCUGUUGACCACCUGCGGGCGUGUGAGAGAGAACCGACUUAAUUUAUGUCACUUUAGAUGAGUGUCUCCGGAGCUGCAGGCACUUGGGCGCUGUCUUGUGGACAGCGCCCUAGGCCGCGGCUCCAGUUGUAUAGCAUCUAUCACCUUCAAUAAAAUUGCUGCACUUCACUGAA
Messenger RNA from Cloeon dipterum, 1171 nucleotides. RefSeq names its product cuticle protein 7-like. The record is from RefSeq and is a predicted model, not a curated record. Lineage: Eukaryota; Metazoa; Arthropoda; Insecta; Ephemeroptera; Baetidae. The transcript has 2 exons. Bases 146 to 970 code for a protein of 274 amino acids.